Molecule: messenger RNA, 1518 nt
Organism: Medicago truncatula (barrel medic)
Lineage: Eukaryota; Viridiplantae; Streptophyta; Magnoliopsida; Fabales; Fabaceae
Exons: 3
Coding region: 93-437 (114 amino acids)
Source: RefSeq, a predicted model, not a curated record
AAUGAAAGUUACAAUUUCGAGGAGAUAUUGACUAUUUAGUCAAAUGGAAAUGGAAUUUGUAAAAGAAGAAGAGAAUCGAGUUGUGUGAAAGAAUGGAGAAGAAAGAUGAAGACACAGACCCAUGGUUAGGCGCAGACAAAUUCUAUCACAUCAUCAUGUGUUUCACUCUCACUCUUCUCUUCUACGCUCUCGCUUCCUUCACUUCACAUCCUUUCCUCCGCCGCCACGCCAUUUCCAUUGGAUCCGUCGUUUCUCUCCUCGCCGGCGCCGCCAAAGAAGCCGCCGAUCACCUUGGCUAUUUCCGCUCUUCCGGUGCUUCCUUCAAAGACGCCAUUGCUGAUAUCGUCGGUGUUGUUAUCGCUUCCUUCGCUCUUACUCUUUUCCGAUCCAAAACGUCUGGGCAUCGCUCUCAUCCUCAAGGCAUUUCCCUUGUUUGAUUUCAUCACCAUUGAGGAAAUUAGGUGGAAGGAUUAAGGAAAAGCUUUGGUUACAUGCUUCCACGGGAAGUGCUUCAAUGCAGCAAAUGAAAUGGUGACUGCAGGGUUGAGAUGAGCACCGGAGAUGUGGCCGGUGGAGAGGAUGAUGAUCAUAACCGCAAGACCAGUAGACGUGGCGCACCCAAUCAGAGUCUCCGAGCCUUGUGUCUUUUGGUUCACAAUAGCAGUGGCUGCCCCAGCAAACAUCAGAAUCAAUGUCCCUAUAAACUCAGCUCCUAUCUGUAACACAGGAGGAGGGGGUGGCAUUAACGAGCAGGUGACUGUGGGUAGAGCUCCAUCUUCUAAGUUCCAUUCUUGGACGCCGAAGCAUUUACAGUUCUUGAGUAGGGACUUCUUAUAUUUAUUACUACCGUUCCCACUUCUCUCAGACUUAAACCCACCGAAAAGAGGUACACCAGGAGUGCCUGGUGUUGCUGGUGUUGAUGGAAUUUCCUCAUUAUUAAUAUGCUCCAUUUCUCCGGUAAAUAGUAAAUUUAAUUUAGACAAGACAAUGUUACUACAAAUUAGAGUAUAUAAGGGGGGCUCAAGAUUAUUGUUGCUAUUGUAUGUUGGGUAUAUAUAGCUAGAGCAAGCAAGAGUGUAGAGUUGACUUAUUAUAUAGCAUGAUUAGCAUCACUAUGGAAAUGAAAGGAAGCAAAUUAGUGGCUGAAACUGAUAUAUGAGAAAAAGGUAGCAGCAUGUGGAAGUGGACGGUGGGACAGUUCUGAGGGGACUCUUACUAGACUCUGGAACUUAGGAAAGAGGCUUGGUUCACACUGCACUGCACUACACUAGGCAUCAAUUAUAUACGGUUUUCUAUUCAUCAAUUCCUUGGUCAUUCCUUUUGUGUCCUCCUUCAUUUCUGCAGGUUUGUAGCAGCUCAUUCCUUCACUCACUUAAAGAGCAUGGUCAAUUAAUUAAUCAUGAUUAUAAAAUUGCCUAAGUAUCAUGAGAGUGUAUUAAACAACAAAAAUAUCAUAUACUAGUAACUAAUUAUUGUUUACAGGGUUUUUAUUAAUUGUUGUGUUGUGCCAUUGCUCAA